This is a messenger RNA of Naumovozyma dairenensis CBS 421, 1395 nucleotides long. RefSeq names its product Ytm1p (gene YTM1). The record is from RefSeq and is a predicted model, not a curated record. Gene Ontology annotation, biological process: ribosome biogenesis. The transcript has a single exon. NCBI's taxonomy places the organism in Eukaryota, Fungi, Ascomycota, Saccharomycetes, Saccharomycetales, Saccharomycetaceae. The coding region runs from base 1 to 1395 and encodes 464 amino acids. Gene Ontology annotation, cellular component: preribosome, large subunit precursor. Gene Ontology annotation, molecular function: protein binding.
AUGUCAUCAGAAGAAGCUCCAGAUAAAUCCCAAUUAAAAAUUAGAUUUUUCACUCGUGAAAAGGAUGAAUCCCUUCAUGUCCAGGACACACCAAUGUAUGUCCCAAUAACAUUGAAAAGAUAUGGUCUAUCAGAAAUUGUUAAUCACAUCCUAGAAUCCCCUACUCCAAUUCCAUUCGAUUUCUUAGUAGAUGGUGAAUUAUUACGUACCUCCUUACAGGAAUAUUUAACCAAGAAAGGGUUAUCUUCUGAAAAUUCUUUGAAUUUAGAAUAUACAAGAGCUGUAUUACCACCAUCAUUUCUAUCCAGUUUCAACAAUGAAGAUUGGAUCAGUUCCCUUGAUGUAUCUAGAGAUACCGAUAACAAAGCAAUAAUUAGUGGGUCCUAUGAUGGGGUAGUUAGAACUUGGAAUAUGGAUGGGAAAGUACAAAAACAAUAUAGUGGUCACUCAGGUCCAAUCAAAGCUGUCAAAUUUAUCUCAAAUACGAGAUUGGUCUCUGCAGGUAAUGAUAGAACGUUACGUUUAUGGAAAACUAAAAAUGAUCAACUAAACAACAGUAACGCCACUGAACAAGAUGAUGAUGAAGACGUGGAAGAUGGGAAAACUUUGGCUAUCUUAGAAGGUCAUAAAGCUCCAGUAGUAUCCCUUGAUGUAUCCAUCCCAACUUCAAGAAUUCUAUCAUCCUCCUACGAUAAUGCAAUUGGGUUCUGGUCUACCAUUUACAAAGAAAUGACUACAGUGGAUCCAAUGGAAGAAAUUAAGAAUCCUGAUAAUAAGAUCUCAACCGCAGCAAAGAAGAGGAGGAAGCUAACAUUAAAAGAUGGUACCAUUAGAAGACGUGCACCAUUAGCUUUAUUAGAAUCACAUACGGCCCCUGUGGAACAAACAAAUUUCGAUAUAAAUGAUAAUACUGUAGGUUACUCCGUAUCACAAGAUCAUACCAUAAAAACUUGGGAUUUAGUCACAGCAAGAUGUGUAGAUACCAAAAUUACUUCGUAUUCUUUAUUAUCUUUGGUUCAAAUGCCAACUUUGAAUCUGUUAGCUUGUGGGUCUAGUGCAAGACAUAUCACGUUACAUGAUCCAAGAAUGGAUUCUUCAUCAUCAAAGAUUACUCAACAGCAAUUGAUCGGUCAUAAGAAUUUCGUAGUUUCGUUGGAUACUUGUCCUGAAAAUGAAUAUAUGUUAUGUUCUGGGUCUCAUGAUGGGACUGUCAAGGUAUGGGACGUUAGAUCCAGUUCUCCAAUGUAUACCAUCACAAGAGAAGAUAAAUCAGUGAAGAAAGGUAUUAAUGAUAAAGUGUUGGCGGUUAGAUGGGCUGAAAAAGUGGGGAUUAUUAGUGGGGGUCAAGAUAAAAAGAUUCAAAUAAAUAAAGGUGACAAUAUUUUUAAGCAAUAG